AGCUCAUAUCGAUUUCUAUCGCCAUAAAGUUAAGUGAAACUCUCUUAAACUCAUAUGUACAUUAGAACGUUUUCAUCAACAAUGCAGAUUAUCGUUGGUAGUUUGCUGCUGUUCAUGGCAGUUGUUACAAAAGCAGAUGAUUCAUCAAUUAUGUGUACAGAGAGUUAUUGCAAUAAAUAUCCCGGCCAAGCAGAUCCAGCUUGUCCAACCCUACCGUCAUUGUGCAAUAAGACCAAAUCGGAUAGUGGUAUAUUUUUGCCAUCUCCAACUCCUUGCAACUGCUGCGAUUUUUGCAUCGCCUACUUAAAUGAAGGUGACACUUGCUCUACCGGCGAAAAAACGAGUGAUUCUCCUACAGAAAUCUGCGGUCCAGGAUUGUAUUGCGAUCAAACAACCGAAAAAUGUCGCAAAAUGACAGGUACUCUCUGCCUGAAUGCUCAGGCAAAGUAUGAUGCAGAUAAAGCAGUUGGAAAAGUUGGAGAUUAUCAAGUCCGACCAAGUUGUGAUGGAGAUGGUUAUUACGUUCCAUACCAAUGUAUUCCAGGAGGCAUAUGCUAUUGUGUUGAUAAAGAUGGAAACAGGAUAUUUGGCAGCAUAGAAAACAACGGUAGAGCGGAGUUCGAUUUACCUUGUACAUGUUCAAGAAAUUUCAAUGAAAUGGGCAACAUUGUAGGUAGAAAGCUUCGGCCAGGGGAAUACUUCAGAUGUGCUCAAAAUGGAGCGUAUGAGCCUCUACAAUGCAUUUAUGAUACUACAUGUCUUUGCGUGGAUACAAUGGACGGAGCUCCUACAUACAAAAAUGCAAUACCAGUAGAAAUUUACGCUUUAUCGAACGAUACUUUACCUUGCUUCAACAAAACAGUUAAUAUGGAAGGCAAGUUUUUCAGAAGAUGUGAAGAAUUACAUAUGAACAGAACGAAGGAGAUUGAGGAUAAAAAAGAAGACUACGACAAAGUACUCGCAUACGAAUUGCCGGAUUGUACACCCGAUGGAAAUUAUGCCCCUGUGCAGCAGAAUAUCACACACAAAUACUGUAUGACACCACAAGGAAUUCCCCUCACCGAGUAUAUAUUAGAGAAAAUACCUUCAAAUGCUAAACUACUCUCUAAUAUGAACUGCAAGUGUGCAAUGGCUCUAAGGAUUAUGUCGUCUGAAGAAAAGCCCUCAUGUCUGAAAAAUGGAAACUAUAAUCCAAAACAAUGCAGACGCGGAGCCUGCUAUACAGUGGAUGAAGAUGGAAAUCAGAUAAUUUCAUGAAAAGGGAAGAAAUGUGAAAAUAAGUUUUUAAAUCGGUAAUACAAAUAUAAUUCGAAUUCGAUUCGCUAUCUUGUUAUGCUGUACAUAUAUUAUUUUGAAUCGCCUCACCUUCUUCGAUGUCAAAUUCAUAAUAAAUGAAUGAAUGAAUAAAUAUUACCAAACAUAA
Coccinella septempunctata (seven-spotted ladybird) is the source of this 1423-nucleotide messenger RNA. RefSeq lists its product as uncharacterized. The transcript has 9 exons. The record is from RefSeq and is a predicted model, not a curated record. Gene Ontology annotation, biological process: cell-matrix adhesion. NCBI's taxonomy places the organism in Eukaryota, Metazoa, Arthropoda, Insecta, Coleoptera, Coccinellidae. Gene Ontology annotation, cellular component: basement membrane. Bases 55 to 1257 code for a protein of 400 amino acids.